AUGCGAGAAAGCAGGAGGAGAAGAAACGAACAUCAAAGGGACAGCAGCACCAGCAGCAGACAGCAGCAGCAGCAGAACAGCGGCAGCAAGAAAAGGAAACAGCGGCAGCAGGAAAACAGCAGCAGCAGCAGCACGAGAACAGCAGCAGCAGCACGAGGACAGCAGCAGCGUGAGAAGGAGACAGCAGCAGGAGACAGCAGCAGAAGAAGGAGUCAGCAGCAGGAGGUGACAGCAGCAGCAGCAGGGCACCAGCAGGAGACAGCAGCAGCAGCAAACCUUUCUCUGAUCUUGAAAUUGACACUUAGCCGCAGCACUUUUUCCUGCUGCAGCCAGGAGGAGACAUUGCUGCUGAGGGACACUAAAAUGCUGUUCUGCCUGCAGCAGCAGCAGCAGAUAGCAGCAGCAGCAGCAGACAGGAGCAGCAGCAGCAGACAGGAGCAGCAGCAGCAGACAGGAGCAGCAGCAGCAGACAGGAGCAGCAGCAGCAGACAGGAGCAGCAGCAGCAACAGCAGAGAAAGAAUCUGUUUAGAGUUUCCUUUCGCUGCAGUGACUCUUUUUGCUUCUGCACUUUUCUGGGCUGCUGCUAUAAUGCUUUUAAUUUAAUUUAA
Eimeria tenella is the source of this 609-nucleotide messenger RNA. RefSeq lists its product as uncharacterized. The record is from RefSeq and is a predicted model, not a curated record. The transcript has a single exon. Lineage: Eukaryota; Apicomplexa; Conoidasida; Eucoccidiorida; Eimeriidae. Bases 1 to 609 code for a protein of 202 amino acids.